AUGUCCUCAACAGCAAAAUACCACCCCCUCCUCUCCCCCAUCUCCUCUCCCCGUCCGUCCCACUCCCCCUUCUACAUCACCCCGCCCCGCAGCCCGCACAACAUCGACGUCGAGCUCGAGCCCUUCGGCGGCGGCGAGGAGCACCCGGCGCCGCCCCCGCCGCUGCUGCGCCGCCACAGCGCCGCCCACCGCUUCUGCCGAGUCUUCGCCCUCGUCGCGGCGUGGGGCAGCAUGACCGUGUUGGCCGUCGCGCUGAUCUUGUUCACGUCGUACAAGGCCAUGUUGAUCUUGACUGGGAAGGGCGGGGGAGAUGGUGGGCAGCAUGGAGGAGGAGUGCAGGGAGGAGCGUAUGUAGGAGGAGGGGCGGGCGGGCAGUACGGUGGGCAGCACAGUGGUGGUGGUGGGCCGUGA
This is a messenger RNA of Lasiodiplodia theobromae, 411 nucleotides long. RefSeq lists its product as uncharacterized. Lineage: Eukaryota; Fungi; Ascomycota; Dothideomycetes; Botryosphaeriales; Botryosphaeriaceae. Bases 1 to 411 code for a protein of 136 amino acids. The record is from RefSeq and is a predicted model, not a curated record. The transcript has a single exon.